AUGACGUCAUCGGCACGCAAGUUGACCAUUGACCACGUUGUUGAUCGGACCGGUUCGAUUCUGAACCGUGUCGAUUUUGACUGGUUUGAUCGGUUCAUUUCCUUAAACGAUCAGAAUAUUAAACCGGACCGGUAUAAAAUCCGGUUUGCCGAAUCCAUUCAUUACGAUGGUGAAAUAGUGUAUGAUGAAGAAAGUUCUAUCGUUUUUAGAUCAGGACAAUCGAUAAUUACCUAUAUGACACCGGAAGUCAACAGUCUAACAGCGUUGAAGAAUCUGAUAUUGCAUUCCGUCGGACAACAAGAGCAAAAAGGGUAUCGUUUACGUGACGACGAGGACGUACGGCUUAUAAGGUCGUGGCACAACCGAUGGACAAAUGUUCAUCUGUUAGAAUUAUUCGUGUUUCUCGUUGAGUUGGGUGGCCGAGGAUCAUCUGCAGAUACUGUCGAUGAUAAUCCGUUGAGUGGAGCUGUUAGACGAACUAUCAGAAGGACGAUGGUGGAUCUACAUAUGCCACUUGAAGGUAGUCAAGAGGGGUCUAAUGUUGAAGUUCGUAAUGUUGACUUGAUGGAUGGCGAUGUUGAAAGUCAUGAUGGUUCUGCUAUCAGGGAUCCGAUGAUGGAUCAGUAUGAAGUUAACCCCGAUGACGGAGACGAUGCUGAUAAAGAACCACCCGAAAUUCCUUAUGAUGGUGACGAGGAAGAAGAGAUGAAUUACUACGGUGACACACAAAUCGCUCUGACACGGCCAGCUAUUUCUCGAUCAUAUGACCGGCCGGAUCAUUUCACGAGGUUGAAUCUCGAUGCAAUCACUUUCGAUUGGUCGUUUACCCAGGGAGGCUCCGAAGAGGAUCCAAGCAACGAGUUCGAGGUUGGACAACAAUUUAAGAACAAGGAAGAAGUCAUGUUGGCAGUUAAGCAGUACAGCAUCAGGAGGGCUGCGGAGUACAAAAUAGUUGAGAGUGACCAGUUGAGGUAUAAUGCACAGUGUAUCCAGUUCGGGCCCGAUUGUAAUUGGAGCAUACUCAUAUCAUAUCGCCGAAAGCAAGAAAAAUGGGAGGUUAGGAAAUACACUAGUCCUCAUACUUGCAUGCAAACAUUGAUGGGGCAAGACCAUCGUAGGUUAAAUUCGAAGGUGAUUGCUCAACACAUUUUCAUGAUGGUCAAAGCUGAUCCAACAAUCAGCAUCAGGGUUCUGCAAGGAGGUGUGGAGAAUCACUUUGGUUACAAAGCAUCCUACAAAAAGGUUUGGCUUGCAAAACAGAAAGUCAUUGCUAGAAUAUACGGCGAUUGGGAGGAGUCAUACAACAAGCUUCCUCGUUGGUUAUUUGCUAUGCAGAUGUACUUGCCUGGUAAGAUUUAUUUCAUUAUGGCUAUAGUCCACGUCCUGCAAGGUGAUAGUCAUCUCCCUGCAUGGUAA
Molecule: messenger RNA, 1416 nt
Organism: Arachis ipaensis
Lineage: Eukaryota; Viridiplantae; Streptophyta; Magnoliopsida; Fabales; Fabaceae
Source: RefSeq, a predicted model, not a curated record